Harpegnathos saltator (Jerdon's jumping ant) is the source of this 2382-nucleotide messenger RNA. RefSeq names its product RAS oncogene family member Rab8 (gene Rab8). Gene Ontology annotation, molecular function: GTPase activity; GTP binding. The transcript is spliced from 6 exons. NCBI's taxonomy places the organism in Eukaryota, Metazoa, Arthropoda, Insecta, Hymenoptera, Formicidae. The record is from RefSeq and is a predicted model, not a curated record. The coding region runs from base 436 to 1068 and encodes 210 amino acids.
GUUUUGUUAAUUUCUGGACGUACGACAAAGACGAAAGCAAAGUUCGUUUCCACUCUUGAGUCUCUGAAGCUUUGAGGUAUCACUCGUAGUUCUUGUCUUCGUCGCAACUGCGCUCAGACGUGAAGGCUCAUAGUGAGAAAACGAGUGAGAGAGAGAGAGCUAAGUUGGAGAAAAAGAAUGUGCUUUUCACGUCAAAUGUCUCGCGGACGAGACAUUUAGAUAUCUCCUCGGGUAGCUAAGUCAAGAAAAAGAAGGAGAGAGAGAGAGAGGGAGAGAGAGAGAGAGAGAGAAAGAGAGAGAGAGUGUGAGUGAGUGAGUAAAGCCCGUGGCCAAACGCGAAGGAGCAUCCGCUGGUGUCGGCUUAGUGGUGUCGGUGAGGCAAUAAAUAAUAUCACUCGAUCAGUCAACGGCGGCCGUUAUACGCCGAACUCGAGAAUGGCAAAGACGUACGAUUAUUUAUUCAAAUUGCUGUUAAUCGGCGACUCCGGCGUAGGCAAGACUUGUGUUCUGUUCCGUUUCUCCGAGGACGCGUUCAACACGACCUUCAUUUCUACUAUCGGCAUUGACUUUAAGAUUCGUACUAUUGAAUUGGAUGGCAAAAAAAUUAAAUUGCAAAUAUGGGAUACUGCUGGACAAGAAAGGUUUCGAACCAUAACCACAGCUUAUUAUCGUGGAGCAAUGGGUAUCAUGUUGGUUUAUGAUGUCACAAAUGACAAAAGUUUUGAAAACAUUAAGAAUUGGAUUCGAAAUAUAGAAGAGAAUGCAUCUGCAGAUGUGGAGAAAAUGUUGUUAGGUAAUAAGUGUGAGCUUAUAGACAAGAGGCAAGUCACUAAGGAAAGGGGUGAGCAAUUAGCUGUCGAAUAUGGUAUUAAAUUUAUGGAAACCUCAGCAAAAUCUAGUAUCAAUGUGGAAGAAGCUUUUUAUACCUUGGCUCGUGAUAUUAAAGCAAAAAUGGAAAAGAAACUGAAGGAGGCAUCAAAUCCACCAAAAGGAGGUGGUCAUCAGUUGAAAGCUUCAGAACCACAGAGGAAGCCACCUAGUUGGCUUGCUCGUUGUACUAUACUCUGACCCUCCAAAUAUAUGCAACUAUACAACGAGGCGUAUCUAUUUACUAUCAUUAUUUACUUAUAUUCAUUUCGUCGAACAAACCAGGUGUUCUGUGAAAUUUUUUACAUCCCAAGUAUUGGAUUUAGUAGGUUUACUCCUUGACAAUGAAAUGUACUUGCUGUACUAAAGGCUCAGAAAUUAUUUACAUAAAUGCAUCAUGUACGUAUAGUGCAUCCGAAAAAAUCCUCAGAGGAGAAAGUAUUAGAAUUCUCAAUCUUAUAUAAGAAGCACAUUGUUUUAGCAUUCAUUUUAGUUGAUAUAAUAAUGAAAAGUUGCUGCUUGCUCCAAUCUCAUUAAAUUCAAUAUGAUUGAAUGAAUUUAUGCACUAGUUUUGUGAUAAGUAGAUUGGUAAUCCUUAGUAAAUACCUUUUAGUUAUAUUUUAUUGGGUCAUUAAAAAAGAAUAUGAGAUUGGUGAGAUUUUGUUGUAAUAUAUUGAAUUUAAUGAACUUCUCCUCUAGUAUUCUUAUAAAAUUAAACAGAUAUGGUUGAUAUUUUUCUCAUUUUAUUGAAGAGUCGAUAUAUUAAGUAUACAAGUUAAUACAUGUUACUUAAAACUAUAGCGCCAAUGGGGUAAUGUAUAAAUUGUUUUGUGCACGAAAUUCUGUAUCGUUUUAAUGUGAUUUACCAUUGUGUGUUUUCGUUUAAUUUGGAGGAUAUGUCUAUAGAAAUACAUAUAUAGAAACAUACAUCACCGUGCAACAUCACACAAUGAUUAAAGUAAAGAACACACGUGUGGGUGUGGGUGGGGAUGAGUGGAAUGUGAGUGUAGGUGUGAGUAGGGCAUGGUGUGUGCGUGCGUGCGUCGUGUGUACACGCGCGUGCGCGCACGCGCGUGUGUGUGUGUAUGAGAGAAAAAGAUAUUAAGCACUAUAGAUAUCACGAUCGUUUUUAUACUGUUAUUAAGCAAAUAGCUUUUUCACAAAAUUGAUGGAAAACUUAAAGUAUACUAAGCAUUAACUGGUGUAAUUAAAAUGCCUUGUGACGAACAAGAAAUUUAUAUAGAUAAUUUUGUUAUAUUACAAAAUAGUCAUAGAAUUUUUAUUAGGUCUACAACAAAAAAGAAUAUAAGCGUAUAAGUAUGCCAAACUUGUUUUUCGAAUGUAUUAUUUUGCAUGUAAGAGUAACUUUGUCUACAAGGUCCUAUGAUAAACAGAAAUAUUUUAUUCGUUGAUUGUCAUAAUGUACAUUUUCUUCAGAAAAUUUGCAUUUUUACCAUUUGAACUUAUUUAACUUAUACUUAAAUAUACAGACAAUUAUAAUACAUCUUUUAUUAA